ACCUCACCAUGGAUACAGACCUGAUGGCAGCAAAUGGCAAGAAAGUCAAAGCCCUUGAAAUCUUUGCUUAUGCCCUGCAGUACUUUAAGGAGCAGGCACUGAAGGAGCUGAGUGACCAGGCAGGUUCAGAGUUCGAGAACUCUGAUGUCAGAUGGGUCAUCACGGUGCCUGCCAUCUGGAAACAGCCUGCCAAGCAGUUCAUGAGACAAGCUGCCUACCAGGCGGGCCUGGUUUCCCCUGAGAACUCGGAGCAGCUCCUCAUUGCCCUGGAGCCCGAGGCGGCCUCCAUCUACUGCCGGAAGCUGCGGCUACACCAGAUGAUCGAGCUGAGCAGCAAGGCGGCGGUCAAUGGGUACAGCGGCAGUGACACAGUAGGAGCUGGGUUUGCACAGGCUAAGGAACACAUCCGGCGUAAUCGGCAGAGUCGUACCUUUCUGGUGGAGAAUGUCAUAGGAGAAAUCUGGUCCGAGCUGGAAGAAGGUGACAAGUAUGUGGUUGUGGACAGUGGCGGUGGCACUGUAGACCUGACAGUUCAUCAAAUCCGGUUACCAGAGGGACACCUUAAGGAACUGUAUAAAGCAACAGGUGGACCCUAUGGAUCCUUAGGAGUAGAUUAUGAAUUUGAAAAGCUUCUGUGUAAAAUAUUUGGAGAGGAUUUUAUUGAACAAUUCAAAAUCAAACGUCCUGCGGCGUGGGUUGACUUAAUGAUCGCAUUUGAGUCUCGCAAAAGGGCGGCUGCCCCAGACCGGACUAACCCCCUGAACAUCACCCUUCCCUUCUCCUUCAUUGACUACUACAAGAAGUUCCGUGGCCACAGCGUGGAGCAUGCCUUGAGGAAGAGCAAUGUGGAUUUUGUGAAGUGGUCUUCACAGGGCAUGCUGAGGAUGAGUCCUGAUGCCAUGAACGCCCUUUUUAAGCCGACCAUCGACAGCAUCAUUGAGCAUCUCCGGGACCUGUUUCAGAAGCCCGAGGUGUCCACCGUCAAGUUCCUCUUCCUGGUGGGCGGCUUUGCCGAGGCGCCCCUCCUGCAGCAGGCUGUGCAGGCUGCCUUUGGUGACAAGUGCCGGAUCAUCAUCCCCCAGGACGUGGGCCUCACCAUCCUCAAGGGCGCCGUGCUCUUUGGCCUGGACCCCGCUGUCAUCAAGGUGCGCCGGUCACCACUCACCUACGGGGUGGGCGUGCUGAACCGCUACGUGGAGGGCAAGCACCCACCCGAGAAGCUGCUGGUGAAGGACGGCACUCGCUGGUGCACCGAUGUCUUCGACAAGUUCAUCUCAGCUGACCAGUCCGUGGCCCUGGGUGAGCUGGUCAAACGUAGUUACACCCCUGCCAAGCCCUCCCAGCUGGUCAUUGUCAUCAACAUCUACAGCUCUGAGCACGACAACGUCAGCUUCAUCACUGACCCUGGGGUGAAGAAGUGCGGCACGCUCCGCCUGGAUCUCACAGGGACAAGCAGCACGGCGGUGCCCGCCCGGAGGGAGAUCCAGACCCUCAUGCAGUUCGGGGACACUGAGAUCAAGGCCACGGCCAUCGAUAUAGCCACCUCGAAGAGUGUUAAAGUCGGCAUCGACUUCUUAAAUUACUAACUCUCCCUCCCCGCCACCUGCCCUCUUGGACUCAACUCAUCUGCAUCUACUGACCUCAACCUUGACUGUUCUUGCCCUGACCUUGACUCUCACCAUUGCCCACCUGAACUUCAGCAGGGAAGAUGAAGACAGCCAGGACUAGAAAUAGUUAGGGAUUUUUGAGGGCACACUGGAGUUGGAAAAACGGUCAGAAAUUAAGAGUGAGGUUUGGGAAUAGGAAAUUCAAGGAUUCUAGAAGAACAGCUAAUAUUCAUAGGAACAAAGGUGACAAAGCAGCACGUGACAAGGGAAUCAGUACAUUUCUGCAGCAGUGGUUGAGCUUGCUUUGAACAGAUCUCUGCUAAGUAGAACUUGGGAUGCCUUGUUGCUACCUUCCUAGAUUUGAAAUGAGAUUUUCGAGCCAGGAGGAGAUCUUCAUCUGAGACUUUUUAAAUUUUUUGGAUCGCAGUCACUAUAAAAUGCCACCCAUCUGCAGUUAAUUUCUUCUCAUUGGCAUGUGAUUAAAAGUGGUGACUCAGUGCAACUUGGAGCAUUUGAAACAGGUGGGAGACCCCUACCUACACUGGGCACUAUUUUAGGUUUUUGUAGAAUUUAAAUUCCAAGGAGGCUCAGUAAAGUAGUCACUAGGAUUUUUGUGAGUAGGAGAUCUGAUCCCUCAGCUUUUCAGCAGGUAAAAACUUGCUUUGAUGGAAAUAGAUAUUAAAGAGUUACUGACAUAUCCCAAAUUAUAAGCUGGGAUAUAAUUCCAAGAAUGCCACGUGCUGAUUUCUGAGUUCAUAAGUAAUUCUAGUUAAUCUUAGGGGGAAUUCUGUGUGAGAAAAUUAGGUUGCCAUUCACCUUGUUCUCAUCAUCAAGCCCAGAAGUCCAGAAUAGCCCCUUGCCUUGAAAAGCAUAUGGAUUUUAAGUUACCCCCCUCCUUCCUGCUCUCCUUCCUGCCCCUUAGAAUUUUGGCCACUUAUUCCCACAUUUUGAAAGGAAUACAUUAGUGCAAUAUGGUAAGAGAAUAUGUUCUAUGAAAUGUUUCUUUGCAAUCCUCAGUUUUUAAAGAUCUGUCUAAAAAUACUUUGAAGAUGAAUACUUGAUGAAUUAAGAGGGUUUUUUCCCCCCUUUUUCCCAAAGCAGGUCUGUUGUUCACCUGCAUCAGAAUUGCCUGGGUG
Molecule: messenger RNA, 2743 nt
Organism: Galeopterus variegatus (Sunda flying lemur)
Lineage: Eukaryota; Metazoa; Chordata; Mammalia; Dermoptera; Cynocephalidae
Gene: HSPA12A
Product: heat shock 70kDa protein 12A
Exons: 8
Coding region: 9-1586 (525 amino acids)
Source: RefSeq, a predicted model, not a curated record